UACGCUAUUCGGGUAUUAAAUAACCCAGCAAAUCCAGUAAACCAGCCCUAGGGUUUCAACACUCAGUUUGCAGCACAAUUCCUAUCAAUGGCGGAUGAAGAUGAUGAUUACAUGGGCGACCUCUCAAAGUUCCUAUCUUCCCAACCGGAAACCUCCACAAACCCUCCCGCCAAAAAGGUUUAUAACACCAGUAACAGUAGUAAAUCAACUAGUUUACAGCCUUCAAAGAAGAGACAAAAAACCCUAAACUGGCAACAACAAAGAAAACAAAAGCGAGAAAUUAAACAAGCACAAGAGGAUGAACAAACCCUAGCUAGCCUAGAAUCAGCAAUACCUCAAUCCAACAUUGGGUUCAAGAUGUUGACACAGAUGGGUUAUACCCCAGGGUCUGGGUUGGGUGGGUCGGGUCGGGUUGAGCCGGUGGGGGUGGAGAUACGGAGGUCGAGAGCUGGGAUCGGGCGGGAGGAUCCGAUAAAGGAGAAGAUGAGGAGGGAGGAGGAGUUGGGGUGGGAGAGUAAGAGGAGAGAGGAAGAGUUGAUGGCGGAUUUCGGGUGUCGGGUUAAAGAGAGGUGGAGGAGUAAGAGGGUGGUUGUGAAUUUUUAUAAGGCGAAAGGGGUGUUGGAUCAGUUGGAGAAUAAAGAGGUUGUGGAGUUGGAGAAGAAGGAUGAGGAUGAUGGUGGUGAUGAGGAGGAGGAAGAGGAGGAAGUGAUUACGGAAGAGGAUUUGCAUGAAAUAUUGAUGAAGCUGAGGGAUAAUUUUCACUACUGUCUCUUUUGUGGAUGUCAGUAUGAAUCAACGGAUGCACUUUUGGAUAACUGUCCUGGCAUUAAUGAAGACGAUCACUAGAAGUCAAAACAUUAUCUACCAUGUUCAUGUGACUAGAAGGGAACUAUCACUGUAGAGAUGACGGAAGACGUUAUUAUUUUUUCGGGAUUGCCGUUGAAUAUGUGAAACAAAAGGAUGCCAACUCAAUUCUCCUACUGUGCAUCCAUUGAUUCGUUUAGUGUUCGUGGCAACCUACAUGUGUUGAAAUCUAUGUUCGAAUUACCAGACUGGUGAGGAUUCCAUUGAAGGAGAUGAAUUCGUUUCAGCAUUUGAUAUCCGAAGGUAUUUUAUCUUAAGGGUUCUGUAGAUCUGUGUUUUGGCUUGUACCAUAUUCAACAUUCCUUUUUGGAACUAGCGUUUUUACUUAUUAUUUAUUUUUAGUUGUGAGUUUAAUUAAUUUAGUUUAAAAAAUA
Molecule: messenger RNA, 1238 nt
Organism: Helianthus annuus (common sunflower)
Lineage: Eukaryota; Viridiplantae; Streptophyta; Magnoliopsida; Asterales; Asteraceae
Product: G patch domain-containing protein 11
Exons: 5
Coding region: 88-846 (252 amino acids)
Cellular component (GO): kinetochore
Molecular function (GO): nucleic acid binding
Source: RefSeq, a predicted model, not a curated record